CAGUCAUGUUGCUGAGCAUCCACAGAGGCUGGGUUCUCAUGAUUUACAUGAUUUCCUCGUUUAAUGUGCAUUUUUGUGCAAAGAGGAGCAAUUUUAGAAAAUCCGAGCGUCUCAGCCCACCCCUGGACAUCCAGCUCGAGGCACUGAACUGCACAGCUUUCCGGGUUCAGUGGCGAAUGCCCCGGCGCCAUGUUAGCAUCAUCACUGGGUACAAGGUGUUUUAUACAGAGAUGAAUAACAGUCAACCAGUCAACUCAAUGGUGACUUUAGAAGUACCCCUCAGCCUGGACAUGCUGGCCACGGGCCAGUUUGAUGGACAAGCAAGCUUUGAGGUUGAGAUUGGAAAUCUGCGAGUGGCUACUGAGUAUCAGGUCGGCGUCGGGGCCUAUGGCUGGGCAGGAGAAGGGCGUCCCAGCAUGCCUCGGGUCAUCAGCACUGCAUCACAAGAAACGUGCAUGCCCCCCUCCCCUCCAUUGCAGCCUGAGGCGAUGCCAGUGUCUGACGUGGAGAUAGCAUUGUCAUGGAGACGGGCCAAGAGCGAGGGCAGUGCUCCUAUUCGUCACUUCUUGGUUUCUUACAUCAGGACAGAGCUGGACUCUGAGUGGACGUCAAUCCAAGAGCCUGUUGAAGCAAAUUCAAUGGUCCUGAAGGGCUUGAUUCCUGACACCCAGUACCAGUUUGUCAUCCGAGCAGUAAACGUACACGGAGUCAGUCCACCCAGCAGCAUAAGUGACCCAGUCAGGACCUUCAGCAAAGAAGUAGUGGGCGGUGGCCACAAUGUCCAGCGCUACAUCACUGACACAGAGGCCAUGGAUGGCGACCUCACCGAAGCGGAUGACUCUGAUUAUGACAUAUAUAUUGAGGAGCUGAAGCCCUUUCCUGCUGUCAGUGGAAUUAAUAAGAAGUUCCAGAUGACAACCAGAACAGGAACUCCAGCCUCCCAGGCAGGAAGGGAGAGUGUGACAAGGGAGAUGAUCACCGCUGAUUCCACCGCCACUACGACCGCACCAGACACCUUCUCUUUCUCCCCCAUUUUGCCCAUCCUAAACUCCCUCCUUCCAUCCUCCACUAUCUUUCCUCCCUCCUAUCCCACCACAGCUCUGCCCCCAGCUCCACCACAACGUCCAGCCCCUCAUGUUCCAAUGACACGGUGGACAGGUAGCAUACCACGCCUCUAUGCCCUGCACUGUGAGGACACUGUUUGCCCGCCAGACAGCUUCUGUGCCAGUGACUACUACAGUGGUGGCUCACGAUGCCACUGUAUCCUGGGGCGAGGAGGGGAUAUCUGCUCUCAAGAGGUGGCAGUACAGUUCCCCAAGUUCUACGGCUACUCCUACAUGACCUUUGCAUCCCUGAAGAACUCUUAUCAGACAUUUCAAAUAAGCCUUGAGUUCAAGGCAGAUGCUGAAGAUGGGGUGCUGCUGUACUGCGGGGAGAAUGAACAAGGCCGCGGUGACUUUGCCUCGCUGGCGCUCAUACGUCGUAAGCUUCACUUUAGGUUUAACUGUGGCACCGGUGUGGCUCAUGUUGUGAGCAACAGCCCUGUGGUCCUUGGUCGAUGGCACAGUGUUAUUGUCUUCCGAGAGGGCUUGAAUGGUUGGCUGAGACUGGAUAAUGAUGCCCACGUGACAGGCCGCUCGCAGGGGCAGUACACCAAGAUUACAUUCCGCAGCCCACUGUAUGUGGGUGGGGGACCCAAUGCAUAUGGGCUAGCCAGGGCGACAGGCACCAGUCGUGGGUUCCAGGGCUGCAUUCAGACCCUCAGAAUUAAUGGCAAGACCAUCGACUUACGACCCUGGCCCCUUGGUCGUGCGCUGGGUGGAGCCGAUGUUGGUGAGUGUAGUGACAGCAUCUGUAAGGAUGUCACUUGUCUCAAUGGAGGGAUAUGCUUUGCCAAUCGGGCCGACAGGUUCAUCUGCCUGUGCCCCCUGGGCUUCCGGGGACUGCUGUGCCAAGAAAGUUUCUUACUGUCCUUGCCACAUUUCAAUGAGACCCUGCUGUCGUAUACCAGUGCCCCCUGGCCUCAGGACUCCAAGCACUACUUGUCUUUCAUGGAGUUUGAGAUUACUUUCCAGCCCACAUCCCCUGAUGGCACACUGCUCUACAGUGAAGAUACAGACAGCCAGGACUUUCUGUCAGUCACCCUUGUGGGCGGGUACAUAGAAUUCCGCUUUGACUGUGGUUCUGGGCCAGCCAUUCUGAGGAGCGAGGAGCCCGUUAGCACGCACGCAUGGCAUGAGCUACGAGUGUCUCGUACAGCCAGGAGCGGCAUCCUGCAGGUGGACAACCAGGUGCCCACAGAGGGCGUGUCUGAGGGAGCCUUCACUCAGAUCAAGUGCAACACACUGUUGUUUGUGGGGGGUGUGCCCAGCUACAGCAGCACCAAGAGCAGCGCCCGUGUGCUGCGACCAUUCAGUGGGAGCAUUCAGAAAAUCCUUCUGAAUGACCGUGUGGUCCAACUGACCCAGGGUGGUGCUGUCGGGGUGAAUGUGGACAAUGCAGCACACCCCUGUGUCGGUCAGCCUUGUGCCAAUGGUGGCACCUGCCGACCCAGGUGGGACGGAUACGAGUGUGACUGUCCACUCGGCUACGACGGCAGGCACUGCCAGAAAGAGUGUGGGAAUCAUUGCUUGAACACAGUGACAGAGGCCAUUGAAAUCCCACAGUUCAUUGGCCGGAGCUACCUCACCUAUGACCACAGAGAAGUUCUCAAGAGGGUCUCUGGCUCAAGGACCAAUGUGUUCAUGCGAUUCAAGAGCACAGCCAAGGAUGGGCUUUUGAUGUGGCGGGGGGACAGUGUCAUGAGAGCCAGCAGUGAUUUCGUGUCUCUUGGGCUACAGGAUGGAGCGCUCAUCUUUAGCUACAACUUGGGCAGCGGCACUGCCACAGUGUUGGUGAAUGGCACCUUUGGAGAUGGCCGGUGGCACAGAGUCAAGGCAGUCAGAGAUGGACAGUCCGGGAAGCUGACAGUGGAUGAUUAUGGAGCCAAAACUGCGAGAUCACCAGGGAAGAUGCGACAGCUCAACGUCAAUGGUGUUCUGUAUGUGGGGGGAAUGAAGGAGAUUGCUCUGCACACCAACAGGCAGUACAUGCAGGGGCUGGUGGGUUGUAUUUCCCACUUUACCCUUUCCACCGAUUAUCACCUUUCUCUGGUGGAGGAUGCAACUGAUGGCAAGAACAUCAACACUUGUAGUAACUAGAAUCUGCAGCUGCCUGAAGUCGGCUGAGACCACAAACAUACGGACUAAACAGUUUGGAGAACUGACUGUGAGGAGCUGAAGGCUGAAAUUUGCUCAG
Molecule: messenger RNA, 3297 nt
Organism: Scleropages formosus (Asian bonytongue)
Lineage: Eukaryota; Metazoa; Chordata; Actinopteri; Osteoglossiformes; Osteoglossidae
Product: pikachurin-like
Exons: 24
Coding region: 6-3200 (1064 amino acids)
Molecular function (GO): calcium ion binding; protein binding
Source: RefSeq, a predicted model, not a curated record